AUGGGGACCUGUUAUAACCAGGGUUUGCUGCUCCUCUUUCUCCUAGGAGCUCCGACCUUGACCCGUAUGUACUGGGGCAUACAAAAUUUGAAAUGUCAAAAGGCUACAUUCAAGGGUAUAGAAGAGGAUCCAAGAGACACCUUUAACUGGACCACAGAGAAAGUUGAGACUUGUGACAAUGGGGCAUUGUGCCAGGAAACCGUGCUAAUGAUUAAAUCAGGGAUCAACACGGUAAUUUUGGCCACUAAGGGCUGCAGCUCGGAGGGUACACCAGAAAUACUGUUUGUCCAGCACGCUCCACCCCCUGGCAUAUUCGUGGUCUCCUACAGUAACUACUGUGAGGAGCCCCUUUGCAACAACAGAAAGGACUUAUAUGAGAUAUGGAGUCCAGAAGAGACCCCAGCUUCCAGCGAGUCAGCAACCCUCUUCUGCCCAACCUGUGUGGCUUUGGGGACCUGUUUGAAUGCUCCUUCUCUUCCCUGUCCCAAUGGUACAAAUCGAUGCUAUCAAGGAAAACUUCAGGUCACUGGAGGAGGCCUCAACACACCUUUGGAGAUCAAAGGCUGUACAUCCAUAAUUGGUUGCAGGCUGAUGUCUGGGGUCUAUACAGUAGGCCCCAUGUGGCUGAAGGAAGUAUGUCCGUUCAAGACUCUCACUCCCCGAAAGGUUGAAAAUGCAGCCAUGUGGCCUCCCACUUCACCUUGGAGGUUAGAGCUGCUGCUGCUGCUGCUGCUGCUGCUGCUGCUGCUGCUGCUUGUCUGUUGA
Molecule: messenger RNA, 765 nt
Organism: Camelus dromedarius (Arabian camel)
Lineage: Eukaryota; Metazoa; Chordata; Mammalia; Artiodactyla; Camelidae
Gene: TEX101
Product: testis expressed 101
Exons: 5
Coding region: 1-765 (254 amino acids)
Biological process (GO): binding of sperm to zona pellucida; regulation of flagellated sperm motility
Cellular component (GO): plasma membrane raft; plasma membrane
Source: RefSeq, a predicted model, not a curated record